This is a messenger RNA of Passer montanus (Eurasian tree sparrow), 1814 nucleotides long. RefSeq names its product sorting nexin 11 (gene SNX11). Gene Ontology annotation, biological process: intracellular protein transport. NCBI's taxonomy places the organism in Eukaryota, Metazoa, Chordata, Aves, Passeriformes, Passeridae. Gene Ontology annotation, molecular function: phosphatidylinositol binding. The transcript is spliced from 9 exons. The record is from RefSeq and is a predicted model, not a curated record. The coding region runs from base 396 to 1286 and encodes 296 amino acids.
GCCUGUCCCGGCGCGGGGCUCGCCCUCAGCGCGGAGCGCGGCCCGGGCUCGGCCCGGUCCUGGCCCGGGAAUCUUUUAAUUCCCUGCAAAGGCGAACCAGCCCCGGGAGCUCCCCCCGCGGCGCUUGCCGGGCGUGGGAAAGGAAUAACUGGGACUCGCUCCCGUUUUUCCUGCUUUUCCCGGGGUUUUGGGACCCGCUGUGCUGCGGGACAUCCCGGGAGGGGGAGUGGGGGUGAGGGAGCCUUUCCUGCCCUGGAAAGAUCCUGAAAAAAAUUCCUGGGAAAAAACCCAUUUCCAGUGCUUAGGAGUUUCCCUGGAAAUGAGGAAUUUCCCGGGAAUUCUCUCCUUGAACCCCAAUCCCGGGCAGAUGUUUCCCGCCGGGCUCGGGCUCUAGGAUGUUGGAGAGCCGAGAGGAAGAGCUGACCACGGUGCGGGUGCAGGAUCCGCGCGUGCAGAACGAGGGCUCCUGGAAUUCCUACGUGGAUUACAAGAUCUUCCUGCACACCAACAGCAAGGCCUUCACCGCCAAGACCUCGUGCGUGCGGCGCCGCUACCGCGAGUUCGUGUGGCUGCGGCGGCAGCUGCAGAGGAACGCCGGGCUGGUGCCGGUGCCGGAGCUGCCGGGAAAAUCCGCGUUCUUCGUGGGAAGCACGGAUGAGUUCAUCGAGAGGCGCCGCCAGGGGCUGCAGCUCUUCCUGGAGAGGGUGGUGCAGAGCGCCGUGCUGCUGUCCGACAGCCGCCUGCACCUGUUCCUGCAGAGCCAGCUGCCCGUGCCCGCCAUCGAGGCGUGCGUGCAGGGCCGGGGCCCGCACUCGGUCACCGAGGCCAUCCUGCACUACGCCAUGGCCUGGGGACAGCGCGGGGACGGCGCGGCGCUGCCCGCAGCCAGCUGUGCCAGCCUGGGGAGCGCCCAGGGCUGCCUGGAGAGCUUCCCCUACUGGGGUGACUUUGGCAUGGACGAGGCGCGGCCAGAGAGCCCGGAGCGCCCGGCCGGACACGGAGUGACCCCUCUGGAGAGCCCGGAGUGCCCAGCUGGACACGGAGUGACCCCCAAGGAGAGCCCGGAAUUCCCAGCUGGACACGGAGUGACCCCCCAGGAGAGCCCGGAAUUCCCAGCUGGACACGGAGUGAUCCCUCUGGAGAGCCCGGAGUGCCCAGCUGGACACGGAGUGACCCCUCUGGAGAGCCCGGAAUUCCCAGCUGGACACCCAGUGACCCCUCUGGAGAGCCCGGAGUGCCCAGCUGGACACGGAGUGACCCCUCUGGAGAGCCCGGACACCCAGUGACCCCUCUGGAGAUCCUGGAAUUCCCAGCUGGACACGGAGUGACCCCUCUGGAGAGCCCGGAGUGCCCGGCUGGACACGGAGUGACCCCUCUGGACACCCCCAGGCCCCGCCGCCCUCGCUGGGAGAGGGAUCAGCGUGGAGCCACUGGGAUGGCUGCACUGGGAGCACUGGGAGCACUGGGAAUGCGGCCCAGCCGUGGCUGAGCUCCCUCCCAGCACAUUCCCGAUAUUCCCUGAUAUUCCCAGCGGUGUUUUCCUCACUCUGCUCCUGCUCCACUCCCUCUGGAAUUCCCAAACUGGGCUCAAAUCCCUCUGGAAUUCCCAAACUGGGACAGUCGGAGCCGAGCUUCCCGCGGGGACAAGGGAGGGAUGGGGCUGGAAUUUGUGUCCCCUUCCCCCCGGGGCUGUUCCCGGGGAAUUUUUGGGAAGCAGGAGCAGCUCGGGGGUUUUGGUGUCUUCCCCUCCCUCAGCACUUGGUGUGGGCAGGAAAUAAAAAUGGUUAAAAAUUAAAAUAAAUGAAUAAAAUUCA